AUGGUAGCAUUGUUUCCCCCGCAAAGCAGCCAUAGCACCCGCCGCCUUUGCCCCUCGUAUCCUUCCUACAUCCCGCCCUUGGACCAUGAUAAUGUCUCAGAGCGCGAGGAAAUUCCCAGGAGGGAUUAUGAGGAUCUUUCACUGGAUCGUGAAGGUGGACCGUAUAUUCGAUGCUCCCCGCCUGAUCUAGUAACUUGGAUGAAGCUCAAUGGCUCAUUCGAGUGGCUUGAGCCCCUGGAUAAGGAAAUGGCGGAGGAGAUGCUGCCACAUACCGGAGUUGAAGGCGAUCGGCCUGUAGCGCCAAAAGCUGACGUCGAUGCUCUCGUCAAGCAAGUCAGCGAUUUGGGUCUUGUGCUCCCCACAGGAUUCGAGGCAUUUGUCCGAAGCAACAGACUGCACCACCGUAUUCCGAGCACUUCGGCCUGGUACUUCCGGCUCUCAAAGCUCAUCAAAUGUCCAGCCGCCAUUGACGAUGACCAAGGAGGCUAUCUAUGCCGUUUUCAUUUCGACCAGCAACACUGUGCUUUUGCAUACCUGUAUCUGAGCCCAUCGGGUGGUCAUUGCGUUUUGCUAUCGCAGGUUGACGUGUACGCAUGCUUCAACGAUGACGACGAAAUCAAUGGAGGGCAAGCGGAUGGGGAUAAUGCUGUGGACGAGGGAGGAGAUGCGCAUGACGACAGCGAGCUUACAAAGGAAUACUUCUCCCUCGCUGGCCUUUCAUUUGAGGAGUAUCUUGUGACAGUCUACUUUGAGGGACUGCUCAGUUUUGAGGCUGAUACUUUUGAGGGACUGAAGGAUUUUGUUAAGCAUGUUUAUCGCUCGCCUAGGGACGUUGAACAUCUGCGUGAAACGAGUAAGUCGUACAAAGAAUCUUGUGAGGACAAUAUGCUGAUCAAGUCCAGAUGA
This is a messenger RNA of Fusarium musae, 906 nucleotides long. RefSeq lists its product as uncharacterized. Bases 1 to 906 code for a protein of 301 amino acids. The record is from RefSeq and is a predicted model, not a curated record. NCBI's taxonomy places the organism in Eukaryota, Fungi, Ascomycota, Sordariomycetes, Hypocreales, Nectriaceae. The transcript has a single exon.